This is a messenger RNA of Parus major (Great Tit), 7376 nucleotides long. RefSeq names its product BCL2 like 13 (gene BCL2L13). The record is from RefSeq and is a predicted model, not a curated record. Gene Ontology annotation, cellular component: mitochondrion. Bases 79 to 1500 code for a protein of 473 amino acids. Lineage: Eukaryota; Metazoa; Chordata; Aves; Passeriformes; Paridae. The transcript is spliced from 6 exons. Gene Ontology annotation, biological process: regulation of apoptotic process; apoptotic process.
CACUUUACUCUUCUCUGACAGCCUUCCCGGGCUCCCCAGAGCGCAGCCGACGUGCCCCACACCUACACAGCCAACCCGAUGGCGUCCGCUACUGCCGUGCCUGUAGGAUUUCACUAUGAAACCAAAUACGUAGUGCUCAGCUACCUGGGCCUUUUAGCACAGGAGAAGCCACAGGAGCAUCAUCCUCCUCCUCCUCCUCCAACUCAAGGGACUCAACAACAGCUUAUGGCACAACAUGCUCUGGAGAAAGAGGCUUUGGAGAAGAUUAAAAUAGAGAUCGAGGAGGAGCUAAAACAUCUUGAUGAAGAAAUCUUGGAAGCAUUUACCACGACAGGGUUUGACUGCCACACUUCCCCAGUGUUCAGCCCUGCCAAUCCAGAGAGCUCAAUAGAAGACUGCCUGGCUCAUCUGGGGGAGAAAGUGUCCCAGGAGUUGAAGGAACAUCUGCACAAAGCACUGCAGAGCUUGCUUAGCAAGCCGGUGACGUAUCAGGAAUAUCGGGAGCGCACGCAGGAGGCAGCUGCUCAUGCCAGUGGAUGGAACAAGGUCUUGGUGCCCCUGGUUCUGUUACAACAAUUUCUGAUGGAGCUGACCAGACGGGGCCAGGAACCACUGAGUGCCCUUGUGAACUUUGGGGUGACAUAUCUAGAAGAUUAUUCUGCAGAUUAUAUCAUUCAACAAGGAGGAUGGGGAACAGUUUUCACUUUGGAAUCGGAAGAGGAAGAGUAUCCUGGGCUCAUUGCAGAGGACAGCAAUGACAUUUACAUCCUGACCAGUGACAACUCAGGGCAGGUGAGCCCCCCAGAGUCCCCCACAGUGACCACGUCGUGGCAGUCGGAGAGCCUGCCCGUGUCCCUGUCGGCGAGUCAGAGCUGGCACACGGAGAGCCUGCCAGUGUCCCUGGGACCUGAGUCCUGGCAGCAGGUGGCCAUGGAUCCUGAAGAAGUCAAAAGCCUGGACAGCAACGGAGGGGGCGAAGAGAGGAGUGAGAACAACUCUUCCAACUCCGACAUUGUUCACGUGGAGAAGGAAGAGAUACCAGAGGGGAUUGAGGAAGCAGUGGUGCCAGCCGGUGCUGCAGAGACCAUGCAGGCAGCCUUUCCAGAAACCUCUGCUUCUUUACAGGAAAUAAAACCUCCUGAAAUUGCUGCUGCUGGAAAAGCACAUCCCUCUGCACUUCUGCGUACAAAACAGGAGGAGAAGGGAAAAGCAGCUGAAGAGCUUGUUGAACCUGAAAUCCCCGUGUUAAGUAAACCUGUCCCAAAGUUAGCUCCAUCAGAAGAAAAGGCUGCACCAGAACCUGAGAAAAUACUGCUUCCAGGGGAAAAAAAGGGGGGGAAAGAGGGUCAUUUGGAAGAAAUAGAAGAGAAAUCCUCAGCUGCAGAGGAGAAGCCUAUCCUGUUGCCAGAAGGGAAAUCUAUACUGCUGUACGGCGGGGCUGCCGCCGUCGCUAUAUUGGCUGUGGCAGUGGGAGUAGCGCUGGCGCUUAGGAAAAAGUAACGGAGCUCUCUUGAGGAGGAGGGGGGAGAGAAGAGAGCACAUCCAGUUUUUGUAGUUGUGUUACCUAAAGGUUGAGCUGCCUGCUGUUUAAUUGGACAUUUGAGUAACUCAGUGGUGAUGAGGUGAGGUUGUCAAUAAGCCUCCAGCUACGGACAAUCAUGUUUUUAAGUAGAAUCGGGGCGGGGACUGGUUUUUCGUGAUUAAAGUAUGGGGGUAUUUUUAAAAAAAAAAAAAAAAAAUCUGCAAAUUUAAGAACUUAAAGUGCAGGUGCUGAAGAAAGGGGUGCUCAUACUCUAGGAACUGGAACAGAGAAUCCCCAGGGGAAGGGGAGAGCCAGCUGCUGCCAACCCCUGGAGAUUUUGGCUUCUCAGAUUGACCGCUACUGCAGCUGUGCUGUCUUGUCACUUCCUGUUGUGCCCCCGAGCCCCUCCUAACAAACAUUAGCCAACCUGAGUCCUGUAGCGAGAGGCUGGUGUCCCUUUUGUCUCAGCUUCCUCUCAGGUACAGCACUGCUCCUCAUAACCUUCCAGGUUCCUCCUAAGCCCCAGUGGGACAGUGCUUAUUCUUACCUCUUGGCUCACACUGGUUUUGGCCCCUAACGUUUACUGGAGCCCCAUCCUGUAAAGAUGCUGCCUCUCUAUAGCUGUAUUAUCUCUGAGCAUCCUGGUGUUCCUGGGGCAGUGCUGCUGCCCAGGAGGGUGAGAGGGACACUGCUGUUUGCUGGUUUGAGAAUCCAUUUGCUCUGCUCCUGCCCAGCCCACUUUACUGCAAGCCCUUCAGAGGUACGAAAUUGAUGCUGGACACGGUGCCAUUGGGAUCACUACUCUGAUAUCUGGGGUAGAUUCAGCAAAAACACGGCAAAACCGUGUGGAAGCAAGGCCAGUGCCUCAAGUGCAAUUCAGACGUUAAACGCUCUGCUGUCCUGUGUCACGCUGCAGUCUGCAUUGUCUUCCCCAAAUUAAGCACAGAGUGUAUUUAGUCCUAACUUGGUCUUGCCUGUGACAGAAUCCCAGAUAUAUAAAGCAAUGGAUUCUAGUAACUGAGCAAAAGAGCAUUAAACAUCUCUAUCUGCUUGUUCCUGGCCUGGCCUGGAGUGCUGUUCAGUGCCAUUUCUUUUUGUGACUGUGAAUCUGUAACUGGCUGAACUUACAGGUUCACAAACGAUGAGCAAUUUACUUUGGCAAAAAAAAGAAAUCCCCCUUCCUGCAGUCACAGCACUUCAGGUGUGCGUGGAGAGAAGCUCUCAAGUGUUGCCCUACUCCUCAGAGGGAUCCUGCCACAAGCGUUCCUCUUUCAGCACGUGUCUGUGUGUCUGUCCUUGUCCAUACCGCAGCUCCGUGGGCAACACCUUGGGCUUCCCAGCAGAACUGUGCAUGCAUCUCUGAGGGUUGGUGCUGGCACUGUGGCUUAGACCAGAUGGAGGAAGGUGAAAAGGGAACUUGUGAUAAUGUAAAAAAUGAAACAUGAGCUUAUAGGAGACUUCGCAAAGCACAAAGACAAGGUACUUUUAUUUCUAAAUUAUUAUUUCUAAGUAACUAUAUCAAGAGUACAUCUCCUGAUGAGCCUGUUUCUUAAGGGAUCUCAGAAUGAAGAGAUCUUAGCAUAGUCUCUAUUUUAGAAUAUCCUUGCUGCAUUUUCCUAUCCCAGGAUGCUGGAAAGUUAGUCAGAAUGUGUCAGAUUCUGAGGAACUAUUUUUGUGUAAGCUUUUGUGAAAUGGAUUUUCUAGAAAAAAUGGAUUUUGAACUGUCUGUGUGUGAAGUUGAAUAUUGAAAGGAAGGUUUGUGUAUAUACUGCCACUGUGGACUGAACUUGGGAGCUCUGGAGUUCUGGACUGUACUGUUGAUAACUGAUUGCUCUUCUUCCAUGUACAAAACAUAGCAGGUUGGCCUUAUCAGAAAAAAAAAAACAACAAACCCAAAUCUUUUAUCACAUUGCAAAAUGGAAUUGACUUUUUGCCAUUUUCUGGUGCCCUGCUGGUACUCAUUGCUGUGCUGUGUCCCUGGAAGGGGUGGCUGGGACCUCCUCAUGCCAUGGACUCUGGUGUCUGCAUUCCCACCAUGGCAGUUCCCUCUCCUGGCCCCUUGCAGGAGCUUCCUCCACGUGGAGGAGAGGUCUCUUUAUGCUCCAUCUGUCAUGGACAUGCAGGAUAGGGUUGUUUCAGUAGGAGUGUGGACAUGGGUGGAGGACAGACAAGAAUAAAUCCAGGCUGGCAAGGGAAGAAGUCCCAGACUUAUUGCCACAAGGAGCCCAGUGGGGCAUGAAAUAUAAAUCUUCCAUGCACAGCAGUGAGAAGGUGGCAGCACUAGUAAGGAAAAUAAAUGAGUGUGUUAGGCAUUUUCAUGGUCAGGCCUUGAGUGUCUGGUGUGUUGCUACAUUUCAUGGAGCAUCAGUUGCAAGGUAUGUUUUGGUUGCUUCAUCUUUUCUUUGUAAUGUUCUUCUUCUGGGGUCUUUUAGAUUUGGCAAGUCAGCGAGAAUUUGAACUGACCACGUGUUCAGAAAAUUUACUGUAUGAGUCUCUUUCCUCUGGCACACUCCACUAGUUAAAAAGGUCAGCUGUGAGGUUGAGUUCUGCAGAGUUUGGAGUCCUGUGGUCAGAGCUGAGAUCACCAAAGGUGGGUAAGCUCAGAUGGCAGUGUUCCUACAGACCUGAGUGAGAGGCUGCACUGUUAAGAGGUGUGAUUAAACAAUGGAAGUUUUCUUCCCCCCUAUUUUCAAGUAUAUUACAUUAAUCCUAAACUGCAGGGUCCAAUUACCCUGGAAGGUGUGGUGCAGCCUCUCUUUAGAGCAUCUCCUGUAGCUGGCAGAGGGAAGGCAGGAGCUAUAUACCUGCAAAAGGGCAUAGAGAAUUAUGUUCACUUGUCUUGCUCAUCCCCUUCCCAGAAGUGCCUCAAUAUCUGUCCUUGAGUGGCCUGUACUUUAACAAAAUAUCUACCUUAGACCCAUUCUGUCUUCACUUUAUCCUUAGCAUACCCUAAAGCUGAGAUGCUAAAAUAGCAGAGGACUGGAUCUGUGAAAAAAAGUGGGAAAUACUUAAGGAACUGCAGUGGGUAGCGUGUCAGUAAGGAGUUGUCAAGGGAAAGGCUUUCAGGAUAAGGUGCAACUUAAAUUUAGCUGUGCUUAAUUCUAAGCUGUGCUUAGUUGGGCAUUGUGGCUGGGAGCUGGGCAGGGAGUUUCUUCAGCUGGCACUGCAGGAACAAGAGGCUGAGAGCAAAGACAGAAUUCCUCUGUUGCCCAGAGUGCAGAUGCAGAGCCAUGUCCCAGCUCUUGUGUGCUGGGUGGAGCCUGGUGGGCUCCUGAGUCCCUUGAGCUCAGAAGAUCCAGGCUGUGGGGCAGGUCAGUACUGCAGGAAUCCAUCCUGUUUGUGAGGGCUUCAUUUUUCCCUCUAGCUGUGCUCAGGCAGCUGCAGCUCAAGGGCCAGCUGGAAGCUGAGUGCUCUUACACAGGACAAGUUUUGCUGCCAGAAUCCCAUUUCCUUCCUUCCCCCACAGCUAGGCUAAAACUUUGGACUGGCUUUUUAAACUAAUCAAUGCUUUCUAAUGGUUACAAAUGAAAAGUAUAAUUAGUACUAAACAAGUUUGGUCUUCUUUCAUUUUAAUGAGUGUAGUAGAUGAAAUAAUCUGAGGUUAUAAACCUUCCCUAUAGUUAAUGUCUGUUACAGAGGUAUGGCAGUACUGUCUAAGCCCUAGAAAGGUAGAUCUUGCUCUUCUGGCACCUCAGUUGUUCGUUCACCAAGCCAGAGCAAGCUCCUGUUACAGAGUUUUGGAGUGCAAUUACAAUUUUGCUGUGAAAUGGGGGAGUGGGGUGGGGAGGUCACACAUGGCCAGCCCAGGUGUGAUGCCUACAGGCACCACAAAGCCCAGGGCUUCAGCAGAAUGCCGUAUUCUGGGCUCUAUUUGUGUCUGCUCAUGUUGGAGCACAAUGGGAGAAAGUGUUUCCCAGUGACAAAUUCCUGUUUAGUAUCUUUAUUGAUGCACUGGAUGAGGGAAUGGAGUUUAACAUCAGCAGACUUGCAGAUGGCACAAAGUUGGGUGCAAGUGUUGGUCUGCUGGAGGGUAGGAGGGCUCUGGGAGGCACCGGGACAGACUGGAUUGGUAAGCUGGGGACAGAGUGGCUGGCCAGAGGCCAGGCAGAAAGGGACCUGGGGGUGCUGGUGACAGCAGCUGAACAAGAGCCAGCAGUGGGCCCAGGUGGCCGAGAAAGCCAAUGGCCCCUGGCCUGGGUCAGGAAUGUGGGGCCAGCAGCAGCAGCAGCAGGGCAGAGAUUGUCCCCCUGGACUCGGCACUGGUGAGGCCACAGCUCGAGGGCUGUGCCCAGCCCUGGGUCCCCCCGUUUGGGAGGGAUGGUGAGGGGCUGGAGCCAGUCCUGAGAAGGGCAGCAAGGCUGGUGAGAGGUCUGGAACACAAGAGGAGCAGCUGAGGGAGCUGGGAGUGUCAGCCUGGAGAGGAGGGGAGCAGGGGAGAGGCUGUGCCAGGGGAGGUUGAGUUUGGACAUUGGGAAGAAGAACAGAAGGGGUGAUUUUCUUCACAGAAAGGGUGAUUGGGCAUUGGAAUGGGCUGCCCAGGGAGCUGGUGGUGUCAGCAGCCCUGCAGGGGAUUGGAAAGGCUGGAUGUGGCACUGAGGGCCAUGGUGUGGUUGCCAAGGUGGUGUUUGGUCAUAGAUUGGACUUGAUAAUCUUAAAGGUCUUUUCCAAACCCAGGUGGCUCUGUUAAACAUGGAGGGGUGAGGCACAAUACUCUCUCUACCUAGUGAGGGCAGAAGCUGUGCAUGACUUUAACUGGGCCUGGACUGCCUAAUUUCAGCACGAGGAAGGUUGCAAGAACAGUAUUACUUUGACUUCAUGUAUGUACCUGUGCUUAAAGGUGCAAGCUCUGUAUUGCUGUAACAAAUAAAAUGGGGGGGGAGGUAUUUAAAGAAUUUCAGCCAGCACUACCUGACUGGGGUAGAGCAAGGCCCAGAGGGAGCAGGGACUGCAGGGCCAGGUCUAGGCACCAGAACUCAGUUUGUGUCUGAUAAAGUGAAGGUACCUGACCAGGAUUUGGCUGGGGAAACACAGCAGCUCACAAGGGUCAGUAAAGUCCAGGGGAACCACAACACAUCAGUUAGCUCCACUUCUUUAAGUUAAAUUUAUCAUUUUUUUCCUACUUAGAAAAAAAUGAUACUGCCCUUCUCUCAGUCUCUUGGGUAGGCUGACUUGCUUCCUCCAAGCUCAAGGUCUAUGGUCAUGCUGUAGAAGUGGGGGAGCUCCUGUUGGCUUCCAGUGGAAGCUGCUUUUGAUCUCCCUGCAGUAUCUGCAGGGCAGGCAAGGGACACUAGUGAUGUGGACACAACAAAUUGCAGAGGAUGCAUCUUACUGCUGUUACCUUUAGGGGCUUUGUCCUCAGUUUUAACUCGCAAGAUAAGCUUUUAUUCAAGUGUAAACCUAAAAACCCACCCAGACCAAAAGAAUGCCACUUGAUUUGUUAAGUAGCAAAGUCUAAUGGGACUGACUCUGAAGCUGCAGGUUAGGGGAUCUCUUCUGCUGGGUGUAAGCAAAUAGUGACAGACUUGCAGGGAUUUUGGAUUCUGUUCUCAAGAGGCCUGCCCUGGGGGAGAGACCCUGACUGGUCUCAGGUCACCCAUUAUCCCAGGAACUCAUCAUACUGUUCCUUCCAAUAUGCAAGUGCAGCCCUCUUGGGGAAAACUUGUCUGAAGCUUCUUGUGCCAUUUGGUUAAUAAAAGUGUUUCCACCUUGACAAGAAAGUUCCUUCCAGCUUCAUUGUUCAAUAUUCAGUUCAAGUGAAGGGGUAUGUACAUUUUUUCCCUCUGCUAAUGGGACACUGCUGUAAGACCAUGCCCCCAGGUUGCACUUUAAUAAAUGGUACAGUUUUCAAAAACAA